Brassica napus (rape) is the source of this 4656-nucleotide messenger RNA. Its product is annotated as F-box/kelch-repeat protein At3g13680-like. The record is from RefSeq and is a predicted model, not a curated record. Gene Ontology annotation, molecular function: ATP binding; iron ion binding; protein binding. Gene Ontology annotation, biological process: translational termination; ribosomal subunit export from nucleus; translational initiation. The coding region runs from base 2800 to 4656 and encodes 618 amino acids. The transcript has 8 exons. Lineage: Eukaryota; Viridiplantae; Streptophyta; Magnoliopsida; Brassicales; Brassicaceae.
AUAAAAUAUUUUAAUCAAAAACAAAUUAGUUAGUUAGUUAGUUUCUUUUUUUAGAUUUUCGAUAUUGUUUUAAAUAAUGUUUCUUGAUAAUAAAACAAGGCAUUAUUCUUGCGUAUUGUGCAUCGUCUCUCUACAGAAGUUGAGUAUUUUCAACCCAGAGUAGAUGCAACCGGACGAUCAAGUCUAACUCCGCUCCAAAAAUGUACCGCAGCAAUUCGUCAAUUGGCGUAUGGUGGUGGGUCUGACACAGUUGACGAAUAUGUCCGAAUUGGUGAAACAACAGCUCGAAGAAGUUUGCACAAUUUUGCCGCGGGAAUAAUCAAUUUGUUUGGCGAUGAAUACCUAAGACGUCACAUACCGGAGGAUCUGCAAAGACUACUAUAUAUUGGAGAACAACGUGGGUUUCCAGGGAUGAUUGGAAGCAUCGACUGUAUGCAUUGGGAGUGGAAGAAUUGCCCCACGGCUUGGAAAGGAAUGUAUUCAGGAGGAACCGGAAAACCAACGAUUGUCUUAGAGGCGGUAGCUUCAUAUGACCUCUGGAUAUGGCACGCGUUUUUUUGAGCUCCAGGUACUAUGAACGAUCUUAAUAUUCUCGAUCGAUCACCCGUUUUUGAUGACAUUAUUAACGGAAUAGCGCCACAAGUUAACUUCUAUGUUAAUGGUAAUCCAUACCAUUUGACAUAUUAUCUCACGGAUGGUAUUUAUCCGAAAUGGGCUACUUUUAUUCAAUCUAUCCGACUACCACAAGGUCAGAAGCAUUCAUUAUUUGCUCAAACCCAAGAAGCUAUGCGAAAAGAUGUCGAGCGUGCCUUCGGAGUCCUACAAGCUAGGUUUGCCGUUGUUAGAAAUCCAUCUAAUAUAUGGGAUAAAAAAAUAGGAAAUAUUAUGAGAGCAUGUAUCAUACUCCAUAAUAUGAUUGUCGAAGAUGAACGAUCAUCAGGAACUGAGGACAACGUUCAUGAAUUUGAAGAAAGAGAAGAGGUGGCUACAUUUUCCGUCAAUAUGCCUUCACCUAUCGUGAGUACAAUUGAUCGUCGAACGAGCGUUCGGAAUAGACAAGUCCAUGAACAUUUAAAAAAUGAUUUGAUUGAAAAUAUAUGGGCUAAAUUUGGACAUCUUACACAUAACAUAUAAUUUAUAAGUUUCUAUUUGUAUUGGAAUAAAUGUUUGUGUGUGUUUUUUUUAUUAUGAUGUUUGAUAUUAUUAUUUUUUCAACGUUGUAAUUUUCUUAAGAUUUCAAUUUUAAUGUUAAACUUCUCUUUUAUAUGUUUUAUUUAAAACUUCUUUUUAUAUGUUAUUCAUUAUUAAAAUAAUAAAUUAAUUAAAUAAUAACCUAAGGGACCACCAAAUUUUUCAAUGUCCAUAUCUCAAGUCCCUUAACAUAUAACCUUAUUAAAAAAUACUAAGGGCUUGUGGGUUGAGUCCCACCGAUACCAAUGCCCUUAGGAGUGGGCUUUUAUGGGCAUCCCGAACAAAUAACCAAUAGAAAAAAAUACUUUUAAGAAGGAAACAAAUCUCUACCAAAGAACAAUUAAACAUACCUUCAAACGUUUCAGCGCGUAGGUAGAUUCAUUGAUCUCCUUCUAGCCUCUACUGGUACCAGAUUCUUCCCUUCAUCGUUUUCACCGAAUCAUGUUUGUUUGUUUCACCGAUUAUUGCGUCUUUAAUUGGCUUGGUUCCUGGGUGGAUCUAUAGUGUUAUUGCCUUUUGAUCUGAUCCAUGCACACCCCUUUUAUCUUUGGUCUGAUCCAUGCACAUCUCUUCUUGGUUUUGCUUCUUUCCGACUGAUAAAGUUAGACCAUCAUUAUCGGGAGAUCUUAGGAGUGUCUCUUAGGUUAAUUGUCAUUAAAAAUAAAUCAAAAAUAGCUGUUAUUAGAAAAAACGUCUCUUAAUUAGCGACAAAAAGAAACGUUUCUUAGAGACACGUGUCUCACAGGAAGGAGUUUGCCUUCUUCUCUCCACAUCUCUCUCUCGACUGGAAUUGAUCGACUUUCUUCUUCAUCGAUUGUAGAUCCUUCUGUUUCCCUCGUAGAUCUUCUCCUCUCUCUGUUUUCCUCGCUUGAGACCGGUGGUGUUCGAUUUGAAGGACUUUGGAGGUGUCGGCGAUGGGGUCACGGACUCACGGUUGACACCGAGGCGUUUGAGAGAGCGGUUGUGGAGAUCUCGAAGCAUGGGGGAAGCAGCGGUGGACAGCUUAAUGUGCCGCCUGGACGGUGGCUUACGGCGCCGUUUAAUCUCACUAGUCACAUGACUCUGUUUCUGGCUGAGGAUUCUGAGAUUCUUGGAGUUGAUUGAUUGGUGAUUGAGCUCAGGUGGAUAAUAAGUGCUAUGUUUGGCAUGCAAAUGAGUUAGACUGAGGUUUAAGUACUUGAGGUUACUCCAAGUUGUGAUAUUGGUGAUAGAUUCUAGCUUGAGGAUUUACAUUUCAAGACUUUAGUGUGAAUAUUGUUUACUGAAUGUGUCACUUUUGAUUAUCAGGACCUCGUUAUGGAAGCUUAAUCCAUGGUCAAAACCGGUUAGUGGUUCUUUUUUUAGACUUCAUGUUUGUGGAAUUAGGAUAAUGAGGACAGUGGUUGAUGAAUGUGAACGUGCAGGUCAUAAUGGGAAGUAAACUUGAUCUUCAGUACCGGCGAAAAGUGUAAGCUACUGUGAUUGUUUCUCCUUCCAGCGUCUGCAGAUUUUGUAAAAAUAAUGAGUUUUUUUUUUCUUUUUGUUUUUGUGUUCUAGCGCUGAAGCACUCGAUUCUUGUUGUUCUGUUUCUUGAUUCUCGUUCUUGUGCUUGCUUCUGAUUAUUGAUUCAUGUUGUUGUUUGUUUCAGGAUUGGACUCUCUUGCAACACACAAGUAUUGGGAGCAUCCGUGUCACGUACUCACGGAUUUCUUCUUAUUUCACCAAACGUUUCAUUAUCUUAACUGCGGGAUGGCAGAUCGAUUUGUGCAAAAUGUUAUAGUGAGUGAAGGCCAGUGCAAGCAGAAGAAUUGCCAUCAGGAAUGCAAGAAGAGCUGUCAUGUUUUCCAGACUGAGAGGAAAGUUUGCAUCCUGGUGACUCCUGCUUCCAAGACUACUUUCUUGCCAGAGGAGCUGUGUAUAGGAUUUGGUAUCUGCGUGAAGAGAUACCCUUUCGAAGCUGUUCAGAUAAUCAAACCAAAUCUAGGCAGGUUGGAUAAUCCUCAGAACUGGCAAAAAUAUUUGACUCACAUCCGCGGGUCAGAACUUGAAAGCUAUCUCACCCGAGUGGUAGAAGAAAAUCUAAAGCCCCAACAUGUCGACGAAAAUAAAAAAAUUGUGAAUAUGCUGGACGAGAGAGAAAUGCUGGUGCAGAUUUGUGCUGGUCUGGGGUUGGACCGUAGAGCAAAAGAAGUAUUUGGUGGAGAGCUGCAGUGGUUUGCGAUUGCCAUAGGUUUCAUAGAGAAGGCUGAAACUUAUAUGUUGGACGAUAGCCGUUUGUUGAAAUGUGGAGAAGUGACAACAAUGUCUGAUCUUCCAGAUGAUUUGGCAGAAGAGAUAUUGUCUAGGGUUCCGUUGACAUCCUUAAGUGCAGUGCGUUCCACUUGCAAAAAGUGGAAUGAUUUAUCCAAAAACCCCGUUGACAUCCUUAAGAUUAUAAGUGGUAGAAGAAAAUCUAAAGGUACGGUGUGUAAAGGUUCGAUGAAGUUUGAUCUCCAAGGAAUUGGAAACGAAGUAGACUUCGUUGAUCCAUCUAUAAAGGAAGUAAGUAUACUUGACCAAGUAGAAAUCACUCAGAUCUUUCACUGUGGAGGUUUAUUGCUAUUUGUCACCAAGGACAGGUCGAGACUUUUGGUGUGGAAUCCUUAUUUGGGGCAAACAAGGUGGAUCCAACCAACAAACACUUUCCGAAGUGAAGACAGAUAUGCUGUUGGAUAUGAUAAGAACCGUAACUACAAAAUCUUGAGGGUUUUUGGCAAGUAUGACACCAAAGGUGAAUUUGGAAGCGUCGACAAAUACCUGAUUUUUGGGUACGAAAUAUACGAUUUGAGCUCUAAUUCGUGGAAGGUCUUCAAUGUCAAGCUCGACAGGAAAAUACAUUAUUAUCAACGAGGCGUGUCCUUGAACGGACAUACCUUUUUUUUGGCUGAAGAGAGAUGGAGUAAAAGAAAUAAUAAAAUUGAUGAGAUAAUCUCAUUUGAUUUUACAACAGAGAGAUUUGGAGAGCACUUGCCUCUUCCAAUUAAAAAUCUAGGCAAAUUUGUGUCUCUAUCUUGUGUCAGAGAAGAGCAGCUUGCGCUAUUACAUCAAAGCAGCGUGAUUGAUCACACAUUGGAGAUUUGGGUCUCAAGUAAGAUUGAUCUAGGUGCAGUUUCGUGGAGCAAGUUCUUGAGAACCACCUCUUUCUGUCGGGUUGAUUUUCUAGCUGGGAGUUUCUUCAUUGACGAAGAGAAGAAAGUUGCUGUGGUUGUCGAUCUGGACAAUGGUGGACAAGCACGGACUGAGACCCGUUACAACCAAAGAGCUAACAUAAUUGGACAAGAUGAAUACUUCAAACCUGUGAAUGUUGGAAAGGCUCUGGAUCAUGGAAAACUCAACAAAUUUGGAUUUUUGAUCUCUGAUUUAUGUCGUCCACUUGUGUGCUCUUAUGUUCCAAGCUCAGUUCAACUGCAAGUGCAGCCGGGUAAUUGGAAAGAAGGCGAUGAUUAA